Elephantulus edwardii (Cape elephant shrew) is the source of this 468-nucleotide messenger RNA. RefSeq names its product interleukin 36 receptor antagonist (gene IL36RN). The record is from RefSeq and is a predicted model, not a curated record. NCBI's taxonomy places the organism in Eukaryota, Metazoa, Chordata, Mammalia, Macroscelidea, Macroscelididae. The transcript has 4 exons. Gene Ontology annotation, molecular function: cytokine activity; interleukin-1 receptor binding. Gene Ontology annotation, biological process: inflammatory response to antigenic stimulus; cellular response to lipopolysaccharide.
AUGGUCCUGAGUGGGGUGCUAUGCUUCCGAAUGAAGGAUGCAGCACUGAAGGUGCUCUACCUGCACGAGAACCAGCUUAUGGCUGGAGGACUGCACACGGGGAAGGUCAUCAAAGGUGAAGAUAUCAGUGUUGUCCCCAAUCGGUCACUGGAUGCCAGGUUCUCCCCAGUCAUCCUGGGCAUCCAGGGAGGGACUCGGUGUCUGUCAUGUGGGACAGGAGUGGAACCAACUCUGAAGCUAGAGCCUGUGAAUAUCAUGGAACUUUACCUCAAUGCUGAAGAAUCCAAGAGUUUCACCUCCUACAGGUGAGACACUGGGCUCACCUCCAGCUUUGAGUCAGCUGCCUUCCCAGACUGGUUCCUUUGUACAGUGCAUGAAGCAGACCAGCCUCUGCGACUCACCCAGCUUUCUGAAGAUGCCAGCUUGGAUGCCCCCAUCACCGACUUCUACGUUCAGCAGUGUGACUAA